AUGUCUGCAAUACUUGCUGCCGUUGUGUUCAUCAAAUCUGUUAGUGGAGCCAGUGCCCUUAGUGGGGUAGCAACAGCCAAAUUAGAUGAUGAGGAGUAUCUUGAUUUCCAGUACAAGGCAUUUAUUAGAUCAGGUGACAUGCCGAGUAUUGAAGAUUUACCGAUCAGCCCUUUAUUCGGUACAGUGACUGGUCCAUGUUCCACACCAUCGAGAAGCCAAGACGGUGGGAAUUACUUUACGUUAUCACGUAAAACUUAUAAUGCGUUUACCAGCACGCAUGUAAUGAUGGAUGUUCCGUGCUUUUAUGACCCAGAUAACAACCGUCAUAGCAGUGUCGCGAACGCUACGAAUGGCAAAGCUAUUUUCUCCACGGCAGGAGAAUUGUUCGUUGGCAAGAAACUUGUGCAGAUUAUUGCAUCCGAUAUCGAAUGGACGUACCAGUCUGUAGAAAAAGCCACCGCCGAUGAAGGAAGUAAAGGGUCCUGGCGCAAAAAUUUGAAGUCAAAGCGCUUAGACUUUGAAGAUAAAUACGUGAAGGCCUCUGGCAACCAGAAAAAAAGACCCGCAAAUUACCACUAUGAUGAUUAUAACAGAGAGUCCAGCACCAGCAGAGGUGCACCCACGAAUUGCGAAGAGCAAGAAGAGGUGGUUUCAAGGUCGACCAAAUUUGCAGAUGCAGUGAGCGUGGUCGUUAAUGACAAGGGCAAGGGUCGCGAAGAGGACAUUGAGAAAUUGAUGGAUUCUCACGAGGAAAAAUCUUGUGAAGGUUCUGACACUGAAUGA
Molecule: messenger RNA, 783 nt
Organism: Entrophospora candida
Lineage: Eukaryota; Fungi; Glomeromycota; Glomeromycetes; Entrophosporales; Entrophosporaceae
Source: the annotation of a GenBank genome assembly